GCCCCUCGUGGGCCUGGAGAUACAGCACACUUCCACCUCUGUGCAAAAGCUGCUGGGAAGCUGGAUCCUGUGUCUGGAUAGAAUUUCUCCCAUGAUCCUCUGCUUGCCCACAGAGCGCUGACCUAGCUCCCAGACCUCAGCAGCAUGGAAGAGAAGCUGAAGAAGGCCAAGAUCAUCUUUGUGGUGGGUGGGCCUGGCUCUGGAAAGGGCACCCAGUGCGAGAAGAUUGUGCAGAAAUAUGGCUACACCCACCUCUCUACUGGGGACCUGCUUCGGGCAGAAGUCAACUCUGGCUCGGAGAGGGGCAAGAAACUGUCGUCUAUCAUGGAGAAGGGAGAGCUGGUGCCACUGGACACGGUGCUGGAGAUGCUCCGGGAAGCCAUGUUAGCCAAAGUGGACUCUUCCAACGGCUUCCUGAUCGACGGCUACCCGAGGGAGGUGAAACAGGGAGAGGAGUUUGAACAGAAGAUCGGACAGCCCACACUGCUGCUGUAUGUGGACGCCGGUGCCGAGACCAUGACCCAGCGACUCCUGAAGCGAGGGGAGACCAGUGGCCGUGUGGACGACAACGAGGAGACCAUCAAGAAGAGACUGGAGACUUACUACAACGCCACAGAACCUGUCAUCUCCUUCUACGACAAACGUGGCAUUGUGCGCAAGGUCAACGCCGAAGGUACAGUGGACACUGUUUUCUCGGAGGUCUGCACCUAUCUCGACUCCCUGAAGUAACUGGAGCCCUUGGCCAGCUCCCAACCUGCCCCACCCUUGCCCCCUGACCCCAGGCAGCCUGGCUCAAGCCCAGCACCUCCACCCUGCCAGGCUGUGCACAGACACAGGAAGCCAUGUUAUCCUGUCCCAUGGACACUAAAGAAAUUGCCAAGGACGUUUAGGAUUGCUCCCUUCUCUCUGCUUCCAAUUGCGGUGAUUCAUGCCGCCACAGCCAGAGGCUCCAGCUUUCCGUGCCUCAGCCCAGCUCUCUUGUCUCCCUGUGGCUCUGCUGGGAUCCUAGGCCCUUCCGUAGCCAGGCUGUGUCAGGCCUAGGGGCCCCUGGGUUGAGAGGCUGCUCUUGGGGUCUGGCGUUCACCCUGUGUCUCAUAGCCUUGUUGUACGGUUUUGGCCCUAAGCCAUUGUCUCUCUGGAGUGAGUUUUCUUCUUUUUUCUUUUCCUUCCUUCCUUCCUUUCUUUUUUUCUUUCUUUCUUUCUUUCGACAGCUUCUUGUGUGACUUAAGCUGGCCUCAACCCUGUUAUGUAACUAAGGACAACCUUUAUCCUCCUGCCUCCACUUGUCUUCCUGUGUGCUGAGAUUGCAGGUGUGUGUGUGUGUGUGUGUGUGUGUGUGUGUGUGUGUGCCUCCAUCACUCCCGGUUUUGGGGUGCCAGGGAUCAAGCCCAUGGCCCUGUGUUUACUAAGCCAGCACUCUACAAAUUGAGCUGCAUCCCCAGGCUGAGGAGGUUUUCCAUGCCGGGCUGGGGCCUGGGCUGCAAUGGGCAAAGGGCCAUGGGCUCACCAGCUAGGGCCACAUAGCCACUGGGUGGCAAGGGACUGUGCAAUGGGCAUACAGCUAGGGGGGAGCUGGGGUCAGAGGUGGUCAUCCUGAGGAAGGACUGAAGGCUCUCCUGGUGUGGCCCUGCCAGGCCUUGCCAUCCUUUGGCUGGUUUCAAAGCUUGUUCUGUCAUGCUGUGUCCCAACCCUUAUCCCCAGUGCUAGGACAAGAACAUAGAGAUUGAGAAGUGUGAGCUGCCACAGACAUGGAUGUGGGAUCAAAGACCAGGCCUGGGACCAGGAGAGGAUACCCAGGGCUCCCCAGAAGAGCUGGCACCUCCCUUCUGUUCUUUAUUCAUUGAUCGCAUUACACAGGAAGGCUCUGUUGGUACUUGCUUGUCCUUGGGUCCUGUCUCCAUCCCCAGUGACUUCCCCUGUAAGCCAGCAGCCACUUGUCCCGGGGACGCCUGCCCCUGGGGGUGAUGGUGCUCAUCCUUUCUGUUUACUACCAGUGGGGCCACCUUUCCUUCUGCAUUGCCUAUUGAAGCUGUCCGCUAAAAUAAAUAAAUGUAUUUCAGUUACAA
Molecule: messenger RNA, 2066 nt
Organism: Apodemus sylvaticus (European woodmouse)
Lineage: Eukaryota; Metazoa; Chordata; Mammalia; Rodentia; Muridae
Gene: Ak1
Product: adenylate kinase 1
Exons: 7
Coding region: 145-729 (194 amino acids)
Biological process (GO): ATP metabolic process; nucleoside triphosphate biosynthetic process
Cellular component (GO): cytosol; cytoplasm
Molecular function (GO): AMP kinase activity; nucleoside diphosphate kinase activity; ATP binding
Source: RefSeq, a predicted model, not a curated record